Drosophila elegans is the source of this 501-nucleotide messenger RNA. Its product is annotated as putative protein TPRXL. The transcript has a single exon. NCBI's taxonomy places the organism in Eukaryota, Metazoa, Arthropoda, Insecta, Diptera, Drosophilidae. The coding region runs from base 1 to 501 and encodes 166 amino acids. The record is from RefSeq and is a predicted model, not a curated record.
AUGAGGGUAACCACUCUACUUUUCGGCUUGGGCCUUUUGGUCCUCUGCUUUUCGAGCGGUAGGGCUGACGACCCCACCGAUGGCAGCACCUCCCCGACUGAUGGCAGCACCUCCCCGACUGAUGGCAGCACCUCCCCUACUGAUGGCAGCACUACCCCCACUGAUGGCAGCACCACCCCCACUGAUGGCAGCACUACCCCCACUGAUGGCAGCACUUCCCCCACUGAUGGCAGCACUUCCCCCACUGAUGGCAGCACCUCUCCCUCAACAGGCGGCAGCACCUCUCCCUCGACAGGUGGCAGCACAAGUCCUUCGACAGGAACCCCCGGUGGUAGCUCCGCUUCCGGAAGUGACGGCAGCAACACCAGCAACAACAACAGCAGCAACAGGAACAACCGCAGGAGGAGGCAGCGUCAGCGUCGUCGUCGCCAGCGUCAGCGGGCACAGCGCAGGAGGAACCGCCGCAACAACAGGAACAACAGAGUCAACAACAACGGUUAA